This is a messenger RNA of Trichobilharzia regenti, 2708 nucleotides long. The record is from the annotation of a GenBank genome assembly. NCBI's taxonomy places the organism in Eukaryota, Metazoa, Platyhelminthes, Trematoda, Strigeidida, Schistosomatidae.
CCUGAUACACGAAAUAUUUAAAAAUUUAGAUGAGAGACAUAAAAUGAAAGCACAAGUCGAGGAAAAUAAAGCCCUAGAGGGCACCUCUAAAACCCAGGAACUCUGCAAAAUCUUGCAAAAACGGCUGAAGAAGGGUGAAGAAAACAAUAUCAGUCAUUUAGAACACGAAGAUAUAAUUUAUGAUGAUCCCCAGAUCAUUAGUGAACUCCUGAGUGAGUGGUUCUCCAAUAACACCAAAGCACAUCCGUCCCCAAUUCUCGACAUAACCUGCAAAAAUAACUACAAGUUAGGUGAAAUAAACUUUAAUAUACAAAAUAUAGCAUCGGCGGUAAGGACAUUAAAAGCUAACAGUAGUUGUGGGAUAGACGAUAUACCAUCCGUCAUAUACAAAAACGGUGGUACGGAUAUGAUUGUAUUAUUACUUAGAAUAUUUAAUAUCUCACUAGUGACCGAAACCUACCCUGAAACUUGGAAAAACACAUAUAUAUUACCUAAGCAUAAAGGAGGGGCCAAAACUAGUGCAUGUAAUUAUAGGCCUAUCAAUAUAACACCAGUCAUAUCAAGGAUCAUGGAGAAAGUAAUCAAAGACCAAAUGUCAGACUACUUUCUAAAACAUAAACUCAUCAACCUGUCACAACACGGAUUCCUCAAGAAAAGAUCUUGCGUCACUUGCCAUAUAGACUUUUUCAACGAAGUCACCUAUAGAAGAGAUAGGAGAGAGCUAGUGAUUAUCCUCUAUUUCGAUAUAAGGAAAGCCUUCGACAGAGUCCCACAUAGUCUGUUAGUCGGUAGGCUAUGCUCACUAGGGAUACGCAACCCCCUCUACAAUUGGAUAAAAUCAUUUCUGUAUGACAGGAAUCAGACAACUAAAGUUGGCUCAAUGACCUCCAGACCUAGACCAAUCAGCAGUGGUGUCAUCCAGGGGAGUGUAUUGGGACCCCUUCUUUUCAUUAUAUACAUAAACAGUAUAUGUGAAUGUUUUAGUAUAGGCAAGCCAAUACUGUAUGCAGAUGACUUGAAGGUGACAUAUACCUGCACAAAUACAGAUAUCGGCCCAACUAUGAACUCCAUACAUGAAGAAUUAGCAAAAAUGGAUAGAUGGUGUGACACGUGGAGACUUGAGUUUAAUGUUGAAAAGUGUGGAUGGCUCUGCAUAGGCUGUUCCAACCUUGACCUCAACCUAGCAAUUCAGGGCCACAAAAUCCCCAGACUCAAAUCUGUACUAGACCUAGGACUGAAAUAUUCACACAAUCUAUCAUUUUCAGAGCAUAUCUCGAAUCAAGUGUCGAAAUCACGAAGGCUUAUUGGUUUCCUACUCAGGAACUUCUACAGAAACGAGUCCAGAAUACUACUGUACAAGGUAUGUGUGCGCCCACUCCUAGAUUACUGCUCAUUCAUAUUCAGCAGUACACGCAUAGAAGACAAACUGAAAGUAGAAGGAGUACAGAGGUACUUCACGCGAAAAGUACUCGGAACCGAUAACGGCACAAACUACUCUACCAGAUGUGAAAUCCUGGGACUAGAAACAUUAUGGUUAAGGCGACUGCGACUAAAUCUGUUACUCUUCUAUAAGCUUCUUAACCAAAUAGUGUAUACCCCUGCUAACUAUACUCGGUCCUCAGGUAACACAGGAUACAACCUUAGGCACACUAAAGGUACAGUGGCUAUAGAACCAUGUAAAACAGCCACCAGGCAAAAGUUUUUCUUGAUUAGGUAUGCCCAAAUAUGGAACAAACUACCUGAGAAAAUACGACUAGCAAGCACAUUGGCCUCCUUUGAAAAGGCACUUAAUGACACACUAAGUGAGUUUGUAAUUGAUACCAAUGGUAAUUCCCAUGUAAGAGUUUCAGAAAUCAUAGGCCCAUUUAAUGUAUGAACUCAGAGACUACACCUGUUGUUUGUUUUGUCUCUAUUUAUAAUUCCAGACAAAAAAGCAGCAGUCAUGACAAUAACACCCAUUCAACCAAGAGUCGAUCAAACUAUGUCUACCUGAUACAAAGGGCGAACCAUAAUCAACAUACGAAUGAAAUAUGAGAAAACAAGGUAGAAACUUACCGCAACACCACAUGAAAAGAUAAAAGUUACUUGGAUAUCAUUUAUAAUCCACCAACUGGUCUCCUACCCAAAAAGAAUGCGGCGAUGUUUUAUCCAAAAAGGCGAGGAAAUACAUAAACCCACAGCAGCUGUUGUUAACACUCAGUGGGGGUAGGAGCCAACAAAGUAAUCCUUUCAAAGCACAUGUAUACUUCAAAUGGGCACGGAGACUUUGUAGAAUACGUCAUAAUCCAAAUCACUGCCUCUACAGCGCCAAUAAACCUGGAUAUCUAUGAUAUAACGAAAACAUGCUGAAAGCUGCAUCUCAGAUCAAGUUGACUCAUUCCAUGGUAAUGAUCUCCUCCUGCGUGCCUUAUUCGACAUAUUGAAUGGAAUGGUUCGCAGUUAUUCUGGUACUAGAUCGAAAAGAAUAAAAAAUUCACCGGUUGCUGAAUCAAAAGUACUUCUCUGCAUGUUUAACUGUAUUCUAACUGCUAUGAUUAAUUCCAAACCAUUUAUCCCAUAAUCACUCAAAUUCCAGGAACGAUCCAAUUCUACCAUUUAAAGAAGCUGGCGGACACGAUGUAAAUGAGUAUUCAUGAUCUGAAAUAAAGAAGCAACUGGUUUUCAACAUUUUACUCAACUUACGAGUACAGUCCGCCAUGCAGACACAA